Messenger RNA from Microplitis mediator, 841 nucleotides. RefSeq names its product proteasome subunit beta type-2 (gene Prosbeta4). Gene Ontology annotation, cellular component: nucleus; proteasome core complex, beta-subunit complex; cytosol. The record is from RefSeq and is a predicted model, not a curated record. NCBI's taxonomy places the organism in Eukaryota, Metazoa, Arthropoda, Insecta, Hymenoptera, Braconidae. Bases 100 to 726 code for a protein of 208 amino acids. Gene Ontology annotation, biological process: proteasomal protein catabolic process. Gene Ontology annotation, molecular function: peptidase activity. The transcript has 3 exons.
GAAGUUCUGCAGCAAGUACCUGAUUGUACACAAAAUAUCAAAGUGCUAGACAGUAAAUAAUUGUUAAACUUUUAAAACCGUAAAUAAAAUAAAUUUAAAAUGACUGAGUGUUCAAUUGGGGUUCAGUUCAAUGAUUUUUUAUUAAUCGCAGCUGAUAUGACCACUGCACAGUCAAUUAUGGUCAUGAAAAACGAUGAAAAUAAAAUCUACAAGAUCUCUGAUAAAUUGGUGAUGGCCGUAAUUGGAGAGCAAGGAGAUUCAACUCAAUUUUCCGAGUACAUCGGCAAGAAUAUUCAGCUCUACAAAAUGCGCAAUGGCUACGAAUUAUCACCAAAAGCUGCCGCAAAUUUCACACGUAGAAAACUAGCUGAUUAUUUACGUUCCCGUACUCCAUAUUUCGUAAAUUUGUUGAUGGCCGGUUAUGACAACGAAACUGGACCCGAGCUGUACUUCAUUGAUUACUUGGCGUCUUGUGUCAAAGCUCCUUUUGCUUGUCACGGUUACGGUGGUUUCUUUUCGCUGACUAUUCUCGACAGAUAUCAUCGUCCAGACAUGACUGAAGAGGAAGCUUAUGAUUUAUUGAAAAAAUGUGUCGCCGAAGUCCACAAGCGUCUGAUUGUCAACCUGCCCAACUUCAAAGUUCAAAAAAUAACUAAAGACGGUGUCGUUGACUUGCCGCCAAUUACCGCCCAGAAUUUGGCCGUCGAAGCUGCAGCCAGGGGUUAAAUAAUUCAGUUAUUUAUUUCUUCACUCGCCUCCCUAUUAAUUAAAUAUUCUUACUUAUCUAAUGUACGGAUACAAGAAUUUAAAUGAAUAAAACUACUUUAUACAUUAUUUUAAA